Molecule: messenger RNA, 413 nt
Organism: Bactrocera latifrons
Lineage: Eukaryota; Metazoa; Arthropoda; Insecta; Diptera; Tephritidae
Source: RefSeq, a predicted model, not a curated record
CAGCCAGUAAGUUUGUAACACCUAGAAAGCAACGUCGGAUACCCUAUAAAAUAUAUUUUUAAGAUGGCUGAGCCGAAACAUAAUACACAAAAACACCGCGCCGUUAGCUCUGCUUUCUUCAAAAUGGAUAAGGAAAUAUCUAAUGAGAUCAAACAAACAGUCGUCGCACUCGCGACUGGCCUCCCACGUAAUUUCGUCUAUGUUGGAACUAGCAACUAUCAACAACGUCAGCGUCGGAAUCUAACGCAGAAUAACUCUUGCCAACAUGUGCUAAUCGGACUGAGUAGGCAAUUGAGAGGUAAAGUCCUCUUUCGACGAACAAAGACAAAAUGCUACAGGUCCAUCAUCACCCCCGUCUUGCAAUAUGGUGCAGAGGUAUGGACGAUGACAACAUCUGAUGAGUCGACGUUACG